Molecule: messenger RNA, 911 nt
Organism: Phytomonas sp. Hart1
Lineage: Eukaryota; Euglenozoa; Kinetoplastea; Trypanosomatida; Trypanosomatidae
Source: the annotation of a GenBank genome assembly
GUUUUCUCAUUCUUUUACUUCAACAUCCUACUAGUUGGUUAGGCUAACGCCUGUGAUAUGUCACUCAAGAAGCGAACGUCCCCGAACAAGGUUCUAGAUGAGUCGCAAAUUCUGAUCUCAACGAAGCAGUAUGAUAUUGAGCUUAUUUACCACGCUAAUCUCUCGCAAAUGAAGAUUGUCUCGUUAGGGUCAGCUUUCCGACGCUGCCAUGCACUUACCGUCCUGGAUCUCAGCCAAAACAAACUUCCCUCGCUCAAUGGGAUUCAGGCUGUGGCUUCUACUCUAGUUUUAUUAAAUGCGUCGGAAAAUUGCAUUCAAAACCUGACCCACCUUUGUGGGUUUGGUCGAUUGGAGCGUCUUUGGCUCGAAGGGAACCAACUCAGCGAUAGAAGUUCAAUCGCCCCACUGGCUGAACUGAAGACCCUAAAAGAGUUAUGGCUGCAGAGGAAUGCCCAAAUGGGGUUGUCGUCAGACGAUACCUCUUGCGUGAUGAUCGACAACCCAAUCUGCUUGGAUUCCAAGGCCUACAGUCUUGUAUGCCGCGAACUGCUUUCCCACGUCCAUUCGCUUGAUGGAAUCAUUUAUCGACAAGAUGUAGGGGAGGCUACCGCCGCUUUGGACAAGGUUACCUCAAUAGAUGAGUGCGUAGCGAGUUUUAAGAAGGCUUGCGAGUCGAUUAAGACGGAGGCACUUCGAGAAACUAAUGAGGAAUCUCAUCUGCUACGGCUUCUAAAGGCUGGUUCGAUCUGAAGUCGUUAAUCCCUUUAAAAUUCAUUACUAGGGGGAGUGUAUAGUCUUACGAGUUUGCUUUUCGAAUCUACAUUAAGUAAAUAGAUCGUUUGUUUAUCCAACAAGAACACACAUACAAAAAAAAAAAAGGAAAAAGUGGCGUGAUGCCUACCGAAACUAGA